AGAGGAUAAUAACUUGUCUAGCAUUUUUUUAAAUAUAUUAUUUCCCCUUUUACAUUAAUCUAGAACUCUCUCUCUCAUUGCUUCUUGUGCUUAACCCAUUUUUGGUUAUUUUCUUCUAGAUUCUAGAGGUUUAGUUUGAAUGCUGAUAAUGGACCACUGACAUGGAUAGAGACAGACAGACACUUCACGCAGCCAGUGCAGAAUGCUGUUGCCUCAUCUGUUUUUGUAGUUGUAUUUGCUAGAAUGCUGUUGCCUCAUCUGUUUUGUAGUUGUAUUUGCUAGAAUGCUGUUUGCCUCAUCCCUGUCUUUCUAGUCUUUUUCUCCCCUUGUACAAGUAACCUGAUCCUAGAUCUGGGGCCAGGCUACUGUAGAACGCAUGAUAACAAGUAGUGGAAUGAUAAUUCAAACAGACUGGCUACCCAGGCUAAUUGUAGAAGCAUUUCACCCAUAAAUGACAACCCCGGUUGUAAAGUUUUCAAAUAAGGGAAAUGUCACCACUAAUAUCUGUCACAAUCACGCUUAAUGUGAGGAAGGUAAGGCGCUGUUAGGAGUUUCAGAAGUGUCCCCUUUCCAGUUGGCACUGUAUCAGUCACAAUCAUGGCUUGGUUUGUAUUCUCUGGGUGUAUAUGUUUGUCUUUGGUCUCCAUAGGUGCUUAUUAGUAUCGCUGCUGACGCCAUAGAUAGGGUGGCUGUUGUCAUUCCGUACUGUGUGGGUGGGGUGUCAAGGGAGGCAGUGAGACUAGGGUACUGGGUCAGGUAGCAGGCUAGAGGUAACAAUUUACAGGUAUGACUGCAUGCCUGCUCUCUGGUGCAUGCUAGCUUACCUACCUGCUUCCCAGUGUAAGCUGACAGACCGGUGAACCAAUUCCCAGAUGGCCAGCUAUGUGAGAAAUGUGUGUCUGUCAGCCUGCCUCAUUUUAAACAGCAUCCGUUUUGACCUAGUUGCUACUGUUGGUAUAAUACAGAAUACAAUACAACCUAAUCUAUACUUUGAUUCUUAAAUCAUCUUAACUGCAUUUUGUUUCUCUCUGUUUCCACAGCAAAACCCAAGUCUUCCCAAAUCAACUUUCCACCCUACUCCUCCUCUAUACCCAUUCCCACCAUCCCUCUUUCCUUCCCUCGCCCCACCUCUCCAUCAUCAUGUCCAGCGGAGCCCUGGGGCGUCUCAGUACCUUGACUCUGAGUGUGAAGCAGCUCAGCCGGCUGCCUCACCUCUCCGACAUCCUCCCCUCUUCACUCCCCUCCCUCCCCUCCCCCAGCCCCACCGUCCCUGUCUCCUGCGUCCCCACUCUGUUCCAGGAGCCUUACAUCCUCUCUGGCUACCGCCCGGUGGGGCAAGACUGGCGCUGUUACGUUCUCAGCCUCUUCCAGAGACACAAUGAAUCCCUCAACGUCUGGACACACCUUCUGGCAGGUCCCCUGGUGCUACUACGCGUCUGGGCCUAUGGAUUGUCCCUAGACUCGGCGUCCCUGCCUCUCUGCCUGUACAUACUGUCUGCCCUCACCUACUUGUGUUGUAGCGUAGCAGCCCACCUGCUUCAGUCCCACUCUGAGCUGGCCCACUAUACUCUGUUCUUCCUGGACUAUGUGGGUGUGUCUGUGUAUCAGUAUGGCUGUUCUCUGGCUCACUAUUUCUACUGCUCUGAGCCAGCCUGGAGGGAGAGCCCCGUAGGGUUCUGGUUCCUCCCUGGCGCUGCCCUACUUGGCUGGCUGUCCUGUGCUAGCUGCUGCUUUGCCAAGUCACGCUACCGCCGGCCUUACCCGCUCCGGAGAAAGAUCUGCCAGCUGAUCCCCACCAGCAUGGCCUACUUCCUGGACAUCAGCCCUGUAGCCCACCGCCUGGCUACCGUACCCUGGGGUCAGGACCCUGCUCUACCGCUCCACGCCCUGCAGAUGGCCGCCUUCCUGCUUGCAGCCUUCUUCUUCUCCUGCCCUGUUCCUGAGAGGUUCUUCCCGGGGCAUUGUGACAUCAUGGGUCAGGGUCACCAGAUCUUCCACCUCUUCCUGUCUCUGUGUACUCUGUGUCAGCUGGAGGCCCUUUUCCUGGACUAUGGCAGUCGGAGGGAUACAGUGCUGCAGUUGUAUGGGGAGAGGCAGCUGUGGUUCGCCGGUGUAUCCUUCCUCGCCCUAGCACUAUGUAGCACCCUGACCGCGGUUGUCAUGAGGAGGCAUGUACAGAGACGACUGGAGAAAAGUGAAACUGUGAAACAGUGAGGAAUGGCAGGGAGAGGAGGAACGAGAGACAUUUUCAGUGUUUUGAGAAUAAUCAUGUCCUGUAAAUGUAUAGAGAGACAAUAUUUAUCUAAGAUGAUGAGCAUCUUUGUAGCAGAUAAAGAUUUCUUGCCUUAAAAGAUCUUUUGAUUCCUGUACAAUCUAACCAUGUCCUUCUUUGUUUACUUCCUGGACACGGGGUAAAUAUUUCUUUAUUGCCUAUUUCUGACUAGUUAUUGAUCAAUAAGCUUAGAUUCAGUAGCCUGGUCCCAGAUCUGUUUGUGCUGUAUAGCCAACGCCUAUGGACAUUGUCAUGCCAAAUGUACAAACAGAUCUGGGACCAGGCUAUUGAUUCAGUAUAUAUCUGAGGAACCCAUGAAGGGGGUUUUUGUGUUAAGCUUAAUGGAGUUUCACCCCAAAGUCCGUCUGAUAAAGAGUUAGUGACAUUUUUAAAGCUGGAUUUUUUUGUCGUUCUCUUUCAGCUGUCGGAGUGAAACAGGCCAAGCCACGGGAUUGAGCAAACAAAGAAGUCCGUUUUAUUGAGCAGUGAACAGAACAGGCUGUGAUUUUGGCCAUAGUGACAGGCAGACUAUAGGCCAUUGCAGAGCAGGAUCUGGCAACUAGAGCGAGUGGGUUGAGGAUCAGGAGGAGAGCUGUGGGUGACUAGGAGUGAUGCUUUUAUACAGGCCGAACCUGGGUCAUAGUGGAUACACUAAUUGGCAUUUUUACAAAACUAGCAAAAAAAAGCAUUGAUGCAAGACACAUCUACACAAAGAAAUGUGUUGUGUGAUUGGACCUAGACAUUUGUAUGACGUCAUAUGAAAAAAGCCCAUCAACAUCCAUGUGUAACUCUGUGUUGUUGUCUGUUCACACUGCUAUGCUUUAUCUUGGCCAGGUCGCCUACCUGGUUAAAUAAAGGUGUUCUCAACUAG
Molecule: messenger RNA, 3143 nt
Organism: Oncorhynchus kisutch (coho salmon)
Lineage: Eukaryota; Metazoa; Chordata; Actinopteri; Salmoniformes; Salmonidae
Gene: paqr8
Product: progestin and adipoQ receptor family member VIII
Exons: 3
Coding region: 1141-2214 (357 amino acids)
Biological process (GO): response to steroid hormone
Cellular component (GO): plasma membrane
Molecular function (GO): nuclear steroid receptor activity; steroid binding
Source: RefSeq, a predicted model, not a curated record